UUAUAUAAGAAUGUUUAAACGAGUAUAUCAGUCUUAAUACAUAUCUUCCUGUUAUUAAGAUCAUAGUAUAACUAUUUUCUGAAACAAAUUAAGUUUUUAUAGUUUUCAUUAUUUUAAGAAGUUUGCUAGAAAUACCGCUGUUGUCUUAAAAACAUGUUUGUCGCAAUCUUUAUUUUUGCGCUUAUGACAGUACAUGUUACCGCAGAAAUACCCUCUUACAUUCAUGUAUGCGGACGCAAAGAUCCUAAUAUUAACCAAUGCAUCAUGGACAACGUCAAAAAUUUAAAGAAUAAAAUCUGUGAUGGGAUGCCGGAACUAAAUAUUGGAUCAAACAAUCCACUUCUUCUUGACAAAGUAGUAAUUUUUGAUACACCCGAAAAUAAAAUAUAUUUUGAAGAUAUUGAAGUAACGGGGCUAUGUGAUUACAUCAUAAACUCCCUUGAUUUUGAUAUCGAUAAGCUCCAUUUCGAUGUUGAUUUAUCAUUUAAACAAAUUCAAAUAAAUGGCACAUAUGAUAUCAAUUUACGUAUAUUGGUUACGCCCAUCGCUCAGAAGGCGAAAGUUUAUUUUACUACAGAUAAUGUAGGAGCAAAAGUAAACGCAGAUUUGAAGAUAGUAACCAAAAAUGACAAAAGAUACGUAUACAUAUCAAAGAUGAAAGUAAAUCUUGACAUCAAAGGAUAUAACAUGGAGUUUGAACAAAGUCAGACCUCAGAAUUAGACCAAAUAAAUCAAAUUGUUAGCAACUUUUUAGGUAAUAAUCAAAAGGAGGUUCUUAGAACAGUUAAGCCGUUUUUGGAAGAGACAAUCACCAAAAUAGUCAUCGAAUUUUCCAAUCGCAUAGUUACACACUUUACUUAUGAGGAGCUCUUCCCUAAUCGCACAUAAUUGCUAUAAAUAUUCUGACACAAGAUACUUAAUAUAAGAGUAUUUUUUACUAAUCAAUUUCCUUUGUUUUAAAAAUAUAUAUUAAAAAUAUACUUUUUAAUAUUAUA
Messenger RNA from Monomorium pharaonis (pharaoh ant), 995 nucleotides. RefSeq lists its product as uncharacterized. The transcript has 3 exons. NCBI's taxonomy places the organism in Eukaryota, Metazoa, Arthropoda, Insecta, Hymenoptera, Formicidae. Bases 154 to 888 code for a protein of 244 amino acids. The record is from RefSeq and is a predicted model, not a curated record.